AUGGACAUCGACGCGCCCGUGCACCCGGGCCUGAGCGACUUUGGGUUGCGGUACCCGCUCCCUCUCCGCAUCGUCGUCCUCAGCGCCGUCACGGCCCUCGGGUUCGCGACCAACCUGCACCUCCUGAGCCACUUGGGCAUCGACACGGCCCACGUCCUCGACGUCCGCCUCGAACCGGCAAACGCCUCGAGCCGCGCCGGCCUCCCGCCAGGCGCACCUCCUCCCUACGUCCACCCGACCAAGCUGUACCCACCCCUGUACUCGCUCGCCGCCGCCACCCUCGCCUGGGCCGCCCUCGGCUCCCUCCUCCACGGCGCCCUCACCGGCGCCGACCCGCACCUCGUCGUCCAGUACCGCCUCGUGCCCUGCCUCGUCGCCCUCGCCGUCGUCGUCGCCCUGUGCUGGCCGGGCAACGCCCUGUCGCGCCCUUACCGCCUGCGCUUCCUCCGCGCCCUGCGCCGCAUCGUCCACCCGUCCCUCAACGCCGCCGUCCCCUUUUGCGACAUCAUCCUCGCCGACAUCCUCACCUCGAGCGCAAAGGUCCUCGGCGACGUAUGGCUCGCCGGCUGCCUCGUCCUCACCGGCGAGGGCGUCGCAGGCGUCGCAGGUGACGCCUGCAAGCGCGUGUGGGGCGUCCCCUUCAUGACGAGCCUCCCGUACCUGUUCCGGUUCCGCCAGUGCCUGUCCGAGGUCUACACGCGCUCGACCCCGACCCCGAGGCGGUCCCUCCUCAACGCGCUCAAGUACGCGACCGCGUUCCCGGUCAUCAUCCUGUCGGCCAUGCAGACCAUCAUCGGCGACCCGUUCGACGCCGACGACGACCACCUGCACGAGGCUGGCGAGCGGUGGAUCGGUCGCACGACCCUCUUCAACCUGUGGUUCCUCGCCGUCCUCGUCAACUCGCUCUACUCGUUCUGGUGGGACGUCACCAACGAUUGGGGCCUGUCGCUCCUGUCGCGCUCCGGGUGGCACUCGAGCCCGGCCGUGUCGUACGCCUUCAUCAAUCCGCCGCCGUCGUCGGCCUACUCGCACCGCGGCGGCAUCCCGAGCCACCUCGCGACGGGUGUGGGCCACUCUCCCUCGGCGUCGCAGAGCAACGGCCACGGCCGCGCACGGUCCCUCGCCGCCGGCGCGCUCCUCGACCCGACCGCGGCCGCGCCGGGCCCGCACGAGCACGCGCUCAACGGCGCGCCGCCGCAACACGUCCUCGCGUCGACGACGUUCCCUCCUGCGCCCUCUCGCCCGCACACGCCGACGCCGCCGUCGCCCAAGCCGGCGUCGCACUCGCCGUCGCACCUGUUGCACUCGCACCGCCCGGGCCACACGCGCGCGUUCAGCACGGCCGCGACGCCCAACCUGUCGUACCCGUUCCUGCGGCCGAUCCUCCUCCUGCCCAACCCGCUCGUGUACUACACGGCCAUCUGCGUCGACCUCCUCUUGCGCCUGACGUGGUCGCUCAAGCUGUCGUCGCACCUCCACUCGGCCCAAGAGGUCGAGAGCGGCCUCUUUGCCGUCGAGGCCCUCGAGGUCGUGCGCAGGUGGAUGUGGGUCUUCCUCCGCAUCGAGUGGGAGGCGGUCCGCAAAGGCGCCGGCAACGACGCCGCGCCCUUGUCGUCGUCGUCGGCGACGUCGCCGCUCGGUGCAGCAGCGGGACCGAGCACGAGCGCGGCCGGCGUGUCGUGGCUCGACAAGGGCGACAGCGAGGCGCGCCUGCGGGCGCACGACGAGUACGAGCUCGCAUUGCGCGAUGCCAAGGGCGGCGGCAGCGGCGGCGAGCGAGGCGGGCAGGGCAAGGGCAAAGGGCGCGCGCUCGACCCGGCGCUCGAGGAGGAGGCUCUCGGUUUGCUCUCGAGCGGGUCAGGCGGUGGGCGGGUGCGCGAGGGCGAGCUCAUCUGA
Rhodotorula graminis WP1 is the source of this 1896-nucleotide messenger RNA. RefSeq lists its product as uncharacterized. The transcript has 3 exons. The record is from RefSeq and is a predicted model, not a curated record. NCBI's taxonomy places the organism in Eukaryota, Fungi, Basidiomycota, Microbotryomycetes, Sporidiobolales, Sporidiobolaceae. Bases 1 to 1896 code for a protein of 631 amino acids. Gene Ontology annotation, cellular component: cytoplasm; membrane.